AUGCGCAAGAUGAUACGAGCUAAAUUUUUACCAAGUGACUACAAACAACAACUCUUUGUUAAACUGCAGAAUUGUCAACAAGGAUCUCGUCUUGUAGAAGAAUAUGUUGCUGAGUUUUAUAACUUACUUGCCAGGAAUGAAAUUAAUGAAUCUGAAGAACAAUUGGUAGCGCGUUUUAUUGAAGGAUUGAAUAGAUUGAUUCAAAACAACAUGACUCAAUCUUAUUUUACUAUGGUUGAAGCUAUUCAACAAGCUAGUAAGAUCGAAAAAAGACUCGUUAAAGCUUCCAAAACUUCUCAGUUUCGUCCUCCGCGGUUUAAUUCGAAGAAUAAACCACAACAAUUUUCAGGUAAUACUUCUCAAGAUACUUAUGUUUCGUCUCCUCCAAGUUAUAACUAUGAAAAUGAGUUUACACCCCGACCUCAACGUCCAACACAUCCACCAGUGAAUUUCAGUUUCUCUCAAUCACCACUUCCUGCUAAUUCUUCUCCAAUUUUACCAAGUCCAUCUGAGAAUUAUCCUAUCCAAAAACACCCAUCAAAAUCUUCUGCAAUUCUAUUUUCGAAUAGGAACCAACAAAAAUUUCCUCCUCCUACUAAACCCACAAAUUUAUAUUCUAAAUUUAGAGGUGAGAAGUGCAACAAGUGUAAUCAAGUUGGUCAUUCUUCUUCUGAUUGUCGACGUUUUAAUGGUUUUAUUGGAGACACUUCUGUCUAUGACAAUAAAGAAAAAAAACAAGUAGAUGAUGAUGAGGAUGAAGUAGACGAUUAUCCAGAUUUACAUGAAAUCUAUGGUGACCAUUUAGUGGGUAUGAUUCGUCCACUCUUGCUUAAUCAUCCUUGUUAUUCUCAAAUACAUAGCAUAUUUAAAACAAAGUGUUUUAUUGGAGGGAAAGUUUGUGAUAUGAUUAUUGACAGUGGUAGUGUUGAUAAUUACAUCUCCUCUAUGAUGGUCGAGAAGCUAGGAUUACCUGUUACUCCACACCCUCAUCCUUAUUAUGUGGGAUGGGUAACAAGUUAUACUACUCAGCAAAUUACACAUCAAUGUGUAGUUACUUUCUCUUUUGUGGGUUUUGAAGAUUCCGUUUUAUGUGAUGUGAUAGACAUGAAUGCAACACACCUUCUUCUUGGAAGACCAUGGAAAUAUGAUGUUCGUGCUGUGCAUAAUUUUUUUGAAAACACAUACACAUUUUACAAGAAAGGUAAACAGAAAGUUCUUCAUCCGUCUAGGUCUUCUUCUGUGAUCAAGGAACAUAGUGCUGAUAAGACAAGUGCUUUGGUGGCUACAAUAUCACGAUGUUUACAUUCCACUAAUACUUUAAGUUCUCAUGAAUACAGAAAGUCAAUGAUAGCAGUUCCGGUUCAGGUCCAACCUUUAUUAUCUAAGUAUUCUGAAUUAUUUCCUAAAGAAUUACCUGUCACUUUACCACCUUUGAGAGAUAUACAACAUUGCAUAGACUUCAUACCUGGAGCCUCUUUACCUAAUCAAGCUCACUAUAGGUUAAUUCGAACUGAAAAUGAAAUUUUACAGGGGCAAGUAAAUGAUUUAUUGUGUAAAGGUUUGAUUAGACCAAGCAACAGUCCUUGUGCUUGUCCUACAUUUUUAGUUUCCAAAAAGGAUAAUGGUUGGAGAAUGUGUAUAGACUGCAGAGCCUUGAAUCGCAUCACCAUUCCUUAUAGAUUUCCUAUACCUAGAAUUGAAGAUAUGAUUGAUUUACUUUCUGGAUCAAUUAUUUUCACCAAAUUUGAUCUGAGAAGUGGCUAUCAUCAGAUUAGAAUAAGAGAAGGAGAUGAGUGGAAGACUGCUUUCAAGACAAGAUAA
Messenger RNA from Papaver somniferum (opium poppy), 1821 nucleotides. RefSeq lists its product as uncharacterized. The record is from RefSeq and is a predicted model, not a curated record. Gene Ontology annotation, molecular function: nucleic acid binding; zinc ion binding. The transcript has a single exon. NCBI's taxonomy places the organism in Eukaryota, Viridiplantae, Streptophyta, Magnoliopsida, Ranunculales, Papaveraceae. Bases 1 to 1821 code for a protein of 606 amino acids.